Cooperia oncophora is the source of this 525-nucleotide messenger RNA. Lineage: Eukaryota; Metazoa; Nematoda; Chromadorea; Rhabditida; Trichostrongylidae. The record is from the annotation of a GenBank genome assembly.
AUGGUACAUCGUGAUGAUAUUCCCAAUUUAGUGCGCAAUUCUAGGAUAAUUUGGAGAAAAAGUAUGCGCCAAUUUCUUCAUCUGCUCGAAGAACUGUCCAUACCAUUGUUAGUAUUCUCUGCUGGCAUUACCGAUAUAAUCGAGGAAGCUAUACGACAAUUAUUGGGGCACAUUCCCGGCAACCUAACGAUAGCAGCAAACAAAAUGUUUUUUGAUGAGAUCGGUUACGUUACCGGUUUCACAUGUCCCCCUGUUCAUUCGCUAAGCAAAACUAUGGCUCAUUUACGCGAUCUCAUUCAUGGAGUAGAUAGGAUGUAUUCAAGGCGAACUAAUGUGGUAGUAAUAGGUGAUAGUGAAUCAGAUGCUUCUAUGGUGGACGGGUGGCAAGAGAAGAAAAUCCUAAAAAUCGGUGUCCUGGAAGAAGAGAUGCCGUUGCUGAAAGCUUUCGAUAUAGUCAUAACAAGUAGUGACUGCAAUCGAUUGAAUGAUCUCAUCAGAUAUCUCACAUCGCCGCAACAGCUUUAA